Molecule: messenger RNA, 1402 nt
Organism: Brassica oleracea var. oleracea
Lineage: Eukaryota; Viridiplantae; Streptophyta; Magnoliopsida; Brassicales; Brassicaceae
Product: B-box zinc finger protein 32-like
Exons: 1
Coding region: 715-1257 (180 amino acids)
Molecular function (GO): zinc ion binding
Source: RefSeq, a predicted model, not a curated record
ACUCGAACUGCAUACCUCUAGCUUAGAAAGAACAGCCGUAAACCAUCAACUCUACUGAAGAGUUUUAUUAAACCAAAAGCUGAAAUUUUAGAUAUUCUAUAAAAGGCCGGAAGCCUAUGCUUCUUUGGCUUAUAUCCAGAGCCGCUACUGCACGUAGGGUAUGUUGGAAUCUUGCUCCUCCCCCUUGCGGGGGUGUUACCUCGCCACCUCACCCAUUAAAACUCAUUUGCAAAAAUAUCUCUCGAAGAAACAUAUGUCGACAUGUAAAGUUGCGCCCACAGGGCCAUGUCCCGGUACAUGGUUUCAGACUUUCAGGACCUAGUAUAUUUAAAACAAAUUACUUUAAAUACUAAUUUGCAUUAUUAUUAAGAAAUUCAAGGAUAAUGCUCAGCCGCGGAACCUAAAUAAUUUCAAAAGUUAUACAAUAAUUAUCAACCAGAGGUUUGCAAGUUUUGACGAAUAAUCCUUCAAAUACGGGUGUUAAUUAUAAAAAAUAAAAAUAUGUAAAAAAUCAAAAUUUGUAUUUGCAAAAGAUGAGAAUACCCUCAAAGAAUUUUAAUCACAUAAAACUAGCCACUAAAUUCUCGAAUGCAAAUUCACGUUUUGCUCCCUUAUUUGUGUCCGCAGAAGAAACAAGAUAGAGAAGAGAAGAGAAGAGAGACAAAAGAAAGGAUCAAAACUUUAUUUCAAAAGAAGUAAAGAAACUAUCUGAAGAUGGCGAAGAAGAAGUGUGAGUUAUGUGACCGUGUAGCGAGGACGUUCUGCGAGUCGGACCAGGCGAGCUUAUGCUGGGACUGCGAGGGAAAGGUUCACGGAGCUAAUUUUCUGGUGGCUAAGCACACACGCUGUCUUCUCUGCAACGUGUGUCAAUCUCCGACGCCUUGGAAAGCCUCGGGACUUCGUUUCGGUCCAACGGUUUCAAUCUGCGAGUCUUGUCUAGCUCGUAAGAACAACUCCGUCGCCGGCAGCAGUAAUCAGAAUCUGAAGAAAGAGAUUAAUAGUAACAAUAAUGAUGAUUGUGAGGAAGGUGAAGAAGAAGCGGAGAAACAGGUGGUGCCGUGGGGUGCUGCUCCGGUGAUGAGUUCAUCGUCGUCUUCCGUUAGUAGCGGAGAGGAAAGUUUCUCCGGCGAUGGAGGUCUGGUGGUUAAAAGAACGCGACGGGAUAUGGAUCUUGACUACUCUGAUGGCGGUGAUACGUCGUUGACAUCAUCAUUGUCUUUAAAAACCGCUAAGAAAAGGAGAUAUCUCAGCCGUUGAUUCUCUACUUAGUUCAUAUUAGAUAAAUCUUCACCGUUUAUUGCUAACAAUACCUCUUGUAGUGAAUUGAGUUUAUAAACCAAUGUAUUCUUUCUGCUUAGAAUGUUUUUGUAUUAUUUUCCUACCAUUAGUUCUGUUGGUUUUA